UGCUUCAUAUAAUUAAAUUGGUUAAUAAAUUGUGACAUGUUGGAAAAAUGCAUAUAUAGGAUUUCUGAAGAUAAAUUGCCAACAAAUUGUUACAAAUAAUUUAAAAUGAACACCCAGUGGAAAAAUUUAGAUAAAUUACAUCUCAAUAAAGAACAGCUACUUAUUCUGCAGCAGGCAUUGAAUAAAAUAUUAGACACAAAUUUAUUAAAUGAGCCUAAAUCAAAAAAUAUAGAUAGUUCUACUACUUCCGAUAAAGAGCAUAGUAUGAAACAUGAUUAUGCAUGCAGCAGGCAAAAUACAUAUUGUAAUGAAGUAAAUGUGGAUGUUGAAGCAACAAAAAAACAGUACCAAUAUAAAGAAAAUAUUUCAUCUAAAUUAUCUAGUGACAGUAAUUUUGAGCCUUCUAAUUCAAAGAAAAAUUCAAGUGCACAAAAUAGUUUAAAAAAAGAAAAUACGAAUGUAGAAAAGCAUAUUAAAAAAAGAAAUGCAAAAAAACAAGGCAAUACUGGUGGUAAACUAAUAAGAUUUAUGGAAAAAUUGAAAAUUAAAGACCUAAACGCCAAAGAAUAUAAAAUUCUUUCUGAAUUUAGUCAUUAUUUCAAUCUAGCAAUAUUGUUUUCAAAACAAACAUUUAUAGUUUUAAAGAAUGUAGUUUUCUUUUUUGGAUGUUUGAUUUUAAUGCUUGCUAUUCUAGCACUUAAAGUGUUAUGGUUUUUGGUAAUCAAUUUGCUUAGAUUUAUGAUUAUUAUUUUUAUUCUUGCGUUAGCUUGGAGCAGUAUAAAAAUUAACCAUCUUUGGUGUGUUAUAAAUAACAAGUUUGAUAUAUGGAAUAGAAUGAAAAAGUUUUUUUCAGCAUCUUUAAACCUUACAGAGUUAUUAGUUGGCAUUAAUUUGCGUAAGUUUGUAAAGACAAAAGUGGCUGAUAAUGAAGAUUUAUUUACUGGUGUACUUCCAAGUACAUCAAAAGAAGCUAUUCAGUAUUUACUGAAGCAAAAAGAAAAUCGACCUUUUAAGACUCUUUGUGUUAGUACAACAGCUUCAGGUGAAAUGAUUCGUUCAAAUUACAGAGCAAUUGCUCGUUUGGUGCAUCCUGAUAAAUGCGAUGACCCAUCAGCAGCAGAAGCUUUUAAAAUUCUAGAUGCAGCUUUCAAGAAAAUAUAUGAUGAAGACUCUCGUUUAAAACAAAGUGAAAAAGAAGAAAUGGAACGGCAACAUGAAGAAUUAAAUCGCCAGUUUGAAAACUCUGAAUUAAAAAGUUUUAUUGAUAAACUUAUGAAUACAAUACCUUGUACCAGUUGUGGCGGAAAACACCGGAAAACAUUACAAGAAAAUCGAAAACAUACUCAAGGUAGGUACUGUGGUGAGUGCAAGGACCAUCAUUUAGCAAAUGAUGGUGAUGUAUGGGCUGAAUCAAAUUCAUUUGGUGUUUCAUGGAUUUGCUAUGCAUGUUUUAAUAACCAAAUUUAUGAACUAACAGAAUGGGCUAAAUGUAACAGAUUGCAUCAAUCGCUUCAAGUCAAUACGCACCAAGUAUAUUGCAGGCUAGGCAGUGUGAAUUUAAAACAACAAAAUAGAAAAAAGUUUCGUGAAACUGAAAGUUCUGAUUCAUUUAAAGCAAAACAUAAAAAAGGAAGAAAAAACAGAUAAAAUCUGAAGUUUCAAUUACUUUGUGGAGUUAUUCAAAAAAUGACUAAAAGCUAACCAUGAUUAAACAAGAAACUGACUAGUUCAUAUCAUUAGAGAAUAUACAAUUCUGUAUGUAUCAAAUUUAGCAUCAUCUCAUUUCACUUUCAGAAGUAGUCUUGUUUAUUGUACUUGAUUGCUACAUUGCUGCAGCUGCCUAAAUUGUGUAUAGAAAACACUACCAUUGAACUGAUAAAGUGAAAUGAAAUUUUUUAUCAAGAUUUUAAAAUAUGUUUUUCUUUUUAUCUUUUUUAUGGAUUUAGAAAUAGAUGGUUGAGAUGGAUCCAAAUAUAAAAUAUCUGUAAACACAAUAUUUGUUAUUUGAAAAAUGGAGUGCUCUUAUAGAUUUUCAAAUCAAAUUUCAACGACGCUUGAUUCAAUUGUAAUUGUCUUGAAUGUUUGUAUAACAUUAUAAAGAUAUUUUGGGUUACUUUGUAUAUAGAAAGAUAUUUCAUCAAUGAAUACAAUAAUAAUAUAAAUAUAUUUAA
Messenger RNA from Hydra vulgaris (swiftwater hydra), 2171 nucleotides. RefSeq lists its product as uncharacterized. The record is from RefSeq and is a predicted model, not a curated record. Lineage: Eukaryota; Metazoa; Cnidaria; Hydrozoa; Anthoathecata; Hydridae.